AUGCCUUCCGAAAAACAGUAUGCCGGUGGAUCAAACCCGUAUUUAGGACAAGUCAGGUGGAUCAAACUCAGCAAAUCAUUCUCCAUGUUCAAUAACUAUUGUAUGGGAUACGACAUCAAGAGCAACCACAAAGUCUUAAGGUUGUUGUAUAGUGGCAGUACUGUUCAGUAUGAAAUGUAUGAUUUUAAAUAUGAUUCAUGGAGGGAUCUUGCUGUCACUUGUGACUGGACUAUACAGCAUUAUCGUGAGGGCUUGUCUUUGAAAGGAAAUACUUACUUUUUUGCUCAGAGAGUGAAAGAAGAAGAUCAGAUGGGAGAAUCUUUAAUAUGUUUUGAUUUUACAAGUGAGAGAUUUAGACAUUGUCUUGAUCUGCAAUCUAACUCUCGUAAUGGAGACUCUGUGAUUCUAUCUUCUGUUAGAGAAGAACAGCUUGCACUGUUAUUUUACAGUGUUGAUACAUAUGAGAUUGAGAUACAGAUUACAACAAAGAUCGAGGCCAAUGAGUUGACAUGGAUAAAUUUCUUAAAAGUUGAUUUGAAGCCGUUCACUGGAAUGUUAUGGAAGUUUUUUUCGGUGUGGGUAUGGGAGUUUCUUCGUGGACGAGAAGAAGAAAGUGGCAUUGAUUUGGGAUAA
This is a messenger RNA of Brassica oleracea var. oleracea, 633 nucleotides long. Its product is annotated as F-box protein At3g49510-like. The transcript has a single exon. Lineage: Eukaryota; Viridiplantae; Streptophyta; Magnoliopsida; Brassicales; Brassicaceae. The record is from RefSeq and is a predicted model, not a curated record. The coding region runs from base 1 to 633 and encodes 210 amino acids.